UUUUCUUCUUCUUCGCUUCGCCUUUCAACCUGCAAUUCGGAUUUCUGUUUGUUAAUUUGUUAAUUUGGUUGAAUCGCAAGUAGGAACAUGGCUAGUUCGGUGCACGUGAAGGUCGAGGUUCCGCCGGAGGACAAUUCGGAUGUGAUUGUGAUACCCGAUCGCGAGGAUGAUGACAUAUGUGAGCUGGAGCACUUGCGUAAGCUGUUCAUUGGCGGACUGGCGCCGUACACCACCGAGGAGGGCCUGAAAGUGUUCUACGGCCAGUGGGGCAAGGUGGUCGAUGUGGUGGUGAUGCGCGAUGCGGCCACCAAAAGAUCCCGCGGCUUUGGCUUCAUCACCUACACAAAGUCGGUCAUGGUGGACAGGGCCCAGGAGAACAGACCGCAUAUCAUCGACGGAAAAAACGUGGAAGCCAAGCGAGCUCUGCCGCGUCCUGAGCGCGAAUCGCGUGAGACCAACAUAUCCGUCAAGAAGUUGUUCGUGGGCGGUCUCAAGGAUAACCACGACGAGGAUUGCCUGCGGGAGUACUUUGUCCAGUUCGGACGCGUGAUCUCUGUUAAAUUACUCACUGACAAAACCACCGGCAAGCGCCGUGGCUUCGCCUUCAUCGAGUUUGACGACUACGACGCCGUUGACAAGGCCAUUCUUCAAAAACAGCAUUCGAUCAAGUACGUGCACGUGGAUGUGAAAAAGUCCAUCUACAACCUGGAGAAAAAGGACAAACAGCAGCAAGGAGCCUUGGCCAACGGCACCAAGCCGCCGCUCAAUCAGCAGCAGCAGCAGCAACAACAACCGCCGCCACCACAGCAGCAGCAGCAACAGCAUAACGGCAACAUGCAGGUGGCUGCCUACCGUCCACCCGUGCCACCGCCCCAGGCCAUGCCCCCCUACCACCAGCAGCCACCACCGCCCCCCAUGAACGCCCCGCCACCAAACUACAACUACUGGGGACCUCCUCCCCCGUCAAUGCAGUCCUAUUACCAACAGCCCCCACCGCCGCAGAUGAACGCCUGGGGUCCCUAUCCGCCGGUGCAAAACGGCUGGAACGCACCACCCCCACCGCCCCCCGGUGCCCAGCAGUGGCAUCCCGGCCAGUGGGGUUGUCCGCCGCCAGUGCAGCAGGUCCCUCCGGCUGGGGCAGUGCCACCAAACAUGGGCCACAACGGACCGCCGCCUCCGGCUCCUGGUAACUGGAACAUGCCGCCCAACGCACCGCCACCGGUGCCGGGAGCACCAGCGCCGCAGGGACCGCCAUCACACCAGCAGGCUCCACAGCAGCAGCCGCCACCACCGAACUUCGGCAGCGGCUAUCAGCAGAGCUACGGAGGCGGACCGACCAAGCACAAUAGCAUGAAUGCCAAUCGCAUGAAUCCCUACGCGGCUGCGCCGCCCAACAACUACCACAAUCCCCAACCUCCGGCAUAUCCGCCCUACAAUGCUGGAGCUCCGCCGCCUAACGGAAGCGUUCUGUCAUCGACUGGCGCCAAGGCGGUGGGAGUGUCCAACGGAUCGGUGGCUACGGGAGGCAGUGCCAACAGCAAGUACCGCCGUUAGAACGGGUGAGUAGAUGGUGCAAUUGCAACCUGUCCCCUCCAUUAGUCGUUUGUUUUAAAUGUGACCUAUGCAUAAGAGAGAGAGAGAGACCCCAAUACGUCUUGCCACCCAUAUACAAACUGCCCCAGAUGGACUAUGUCUGAAAUCUCGGUUAGGAACAGUUUCUCGACUGACAGUUAAUGUUUUCCGUACAUUUAAGAGCCUGUUUCUUUAAAGGGGUACCAUGUGAGAGAGUUGCACAUACUCGUUUAGUUGAAAAUCGAAUUUUCAGAAGGGUAGCUAACUGGCACCUUAACUGGCAGUCGAGAAACCGGCCCUCUUUAUAUAUUAAUACUAAUGUGUAACGUUCUCUUUGAUUUAGAUGCUCUCUGGGCGGCUUAAGCCCAUAAAUCAAGAUACUGUUAAAUAAGCUCGUUGAUAAGCUAGGGCCACACUCGCUUAGAGUUACUAACAGGAAACAUAACGCAUUGUCUCUCUAUCAUAGGACAACUAACCACGGUUUUAUUCUACACUUAAGAUAUACCAAAUCUACGAUCGACCUAAGCUAUGCCACAGACUAUGUAUUAAUAUUUUCUACACCGUAUUGGCAGGAGAAAGCACUUCUCCCGUUUCGAUUUACUUUAGACAUAUUUAUGUAACCCCUAAAUCGUAGAAUAUGCCCGAAUACGAUAUGACAUAAAGCUCUCUAUUUGAAUCCAACCAACUAUCUCUCUGUCUGUAAAAUGAAGCAAGCGACGGUGAUGGAAGGAGAAUUGCAAGCAAUAAAUCAAUUAAUAAUUAGAUCAUAUGACGCAGCUGUAGCCUGAGCUUAUUGGCCCAAAACGAAUAGCUUAAUCGUAGAUACCUAUGUAUUACCAAAACCAUUCAAAUAAGAUAUACGUCCAAAAAGAAAAAAAAAAAAAACAAACUGCUUAGAUGCGAAAACAUACGAAAAUAUACGAAGCCAAUGCGGAAUUGGGUUACAAAUAAAAUCAAACACUGAGCCGGCGGCCGUGGCACGGAUGCGUGGCCUUACCAUCAAUGUACACAAGAGUUGAUAUCAAAACUAUUGUCAAUUUUUAUAAGGAGCAAAACAGAUGCUUAUACACUGUAACGAUGUUGACGGUUUCUACUCAAGUCGCCCACGAUGUUUAUUUAUUUCAUCUGUUUUCAUUUUCCUUGUAUGACAAACUUGAAAUACUAAUACUAAUAAUAUACUGCAAAAUAUUGCUAAGAAAUUCUAUGUAUUUCAUUUCGGACCAUGACACGAACUAUAAGUUAAGUUUAUAUAUUCAGAUUAUCUAAAUGUAUGCCUCUUCCUCCUCUCUCUUCUAUUUGUAUAUAUGAAUAAGCUUACGUUCUGUAGCGCACGCCAAAGGCUUUGAAUUGAUCUAUGAAUUAAAUACAAUUAAAUUAAAUUAUGUAUUGAGAUAAGAGGAGGCUCAGUCCACCAUUUGCCAGCUUCAUUUAGAGCUCCUCUGCUACAUUUGCGAAAUACAACACUAAUCACUUAACCGAACUAUAUGAAAAUCCAUAUUUAUUUUAAAUAAAUAAAACUUAAAAACAA
This is a messenger RNA of Drosophila elegans, 3100 nucleotides long. It is a transcript of the gene Rb97D, whose product is annotated as ribonucleoprotein RB97D. Gene Ontology annotation, molecular function: RNA binding. The transcript has 5 exons. The coding region runs from base 88 to 1554 and encodes 488 amino acids. Lineage: Eukaryota; Metazoa; Arthropoda; Insecta; Diptera; Drosophilidae. The record is from RefSeq and is a predicted model, not a curated record.